GGGAGGCUUUUCAUUUUUACUGGCAGGAAGCGGGAAGAAACGGAUGGGAUUUUUUGUUUUGUUCUAAGCGGACGCCAAAUCAAAAUGCAAUCACCUUAAAUAUUGACUUUUAUUUUCCCUUUUGGUUCUCGGAGUUCGACGCCAAUGGCGAGGAUUAAGCACACUGCCCACAAGAAAUCCGUCGCCAGAAAAUCGUCAACUCCCAAAGAAGCUGCUGCUGGUACUGGCGGAACCUCGGCGGCGUCGACUGCAAAACAAACGGAUCCAUCUGCACCACGGAGGAGAUCUGAGAGGAGUUCUCAGAGAACUUCUGAAUCGCAAGAGCAGCAGGAACCUGAGACGAAUUCUCAAGCAACGCCGCAAUCAAAGAAGCAGAAGGGAUCUGAGAGGAAUCCUCAAACACCUCAAUCAAAGAAGCAGAAGCAAUCUGAGAGGAAUCCUCCACCAACACAGAAGAAGAAAUGGCGUUACAGGCCAGGAACCGUGGCUUUUCGGGAGAUCAGAUACUACCAGAAGACGUGGAAUCUGAUUAUCCCCGCUGCUCCAUUUAUCAGAACCGUGAGAGAGAUCAGCAUCAAUAUGUCUAAAGAUCCCGUGCGUUGGACACCUGAGGCUUUACAAGCAAUUCAAGAGGCAGCCGAGGAUUUUUUAGUCCACCUGUUUGAGGACUCGAUGCUUUGUGCAAUCCAUGCGAGGCGUGUCACUCUUAUGAAGAAGGAUUUAGAGCUAGCUCGACGGAUUCGAGGGGAAGGGAGGUUCUGCUGAGAGCAUGACAGUAGUAACUGGCUCCAUACUCUGAUCUAACCAUUUUAAUAAAGGACACCAUUCUUUUUUUUUUUUUUUGGCCUGACAGUUGCCAUCUUGUGCUGUACAUUUACAAGUACGUAGAUUUCAAGUUUCAAUGAUGCCACUUAGCAUUGAUUUUUUUUGUUGA
This is a messenger RNA of Pyrus x bretschneideri (Chinese white pear), 934 nucleotides long. RefSeq names its product histone H3-like centromeric protein cnp1. Gene Ontology annotation, molecular function: protein heterodimerization activity; DNA binding; structural constituent of chromatin. The transcript has 9 exons. Gene Ontology annotation, cellular component: nucleosome. Bases 145 to 765 code for a protein of 206 amino acids. Lineage: Eukaryota; Viridiplantae; Streptophyta; Magnoliopsida; Rosales; Rosaceae. The record is from RefSeq and is a predicted model, not a curated record.